Molecule: messenger RNA, 2093 nt
Organism: Nycticebus coucang (slow loris)
Lineage: Eukaryota; Metazoa; Chordata; Mammalia; Primates; Lorisidae
Gene: KRT10
Product: keratin 10
Exons: 8
Coding region: 32-1849 (605 amino acids)
Cellular component (GO): keratin filament
Molecular function (GO): structural constituent of skin epidermis
Source: RefSeq, a predicted model, not a curated record
AGCAACACUCCCUGGGCUAAACAGCAUCACCAUGUCUGUUCGAUAUUGCUCAAGCAAGCAGUUCUCUUCCUCCCGCAGCGGAGGUGGGGGGGGAGGAUCAUGCCGAAUUUCGAGCAGCAGAGGCUCCCUUGGUGGAGGCUUUAGCUCAGGGGGGUUCAGUGGUGCCUCUUUUAGCCGUGGGAGCUCUGGAGGGGGCUGCUUUGGGGGCUCAGGUGGCUAUGGAGGAUUCGGAGGAGGCUUUGGCGGAGGCAGUUUUGGUGGAAGCUAUGGAAGCAGCAGCUUCAGUGGGGGCUUUGGGGGAGGUAGCUUUGGGGGAGGCAGCUUUGGGGGAGGCAGCUUUGGAGGAGGCUACGGUGGUGGAUUUGGAGGAGACGGCGGCCUACUCUCUGGAAAUGAAAAAGUAACCAUGCAGCAUCUGAAUGACCGCCUGGCCUCCUACUUGGACAAAGUUCGAGCUCUAGAAGACUCAAACUAUGAGCUGGAGGGCAAAAUCAAGGAAUGGUAUGAAAAGCAUGGCAACUCAGGCCAGGGACAGCCUCGUGACUACAGCAAAUACUACCAAACCAUCUCAGACCUUAAAAAUCAGAUCCUCACCCUAACGACUGACAAUGCCAACAUCCUGCUUCAGAUCGACAAUGCCAGGCUGGCAGCUGAUGACUUCAGGAUGAAGUACGAGAAUGAGGUAGCCCUGCGCCAGAGCGUGGAGGCCGACAUCAACGGCCUGCGCAGGGUGCUGGAUGAGCUGACCUUGACCAAGGCUGACCUGGAGAUGCAGAUUGAAAGCCUGACUGAAGAGGUGGCCUACCUGAAGAAGAACCAUGAGGAGGAAAUGAAAAACCUUGGAAAUGUUUCCACUGGUGAUGUGAAUGUUGAAAUGAAUGCUGCCCCAGGUGUUGAUCUAACUCAACUUCUGAAUAACAUGAGAAACCAAUACGAACAACUUGCUGAACAAAACCGCAAAGAUGCUGAAGCCUGGUUCAAUGAAAAGAGCAAGGAACUGACUACAGAAAUUGAUAAUAACAUUGAACAAAUGUCCAGCCAUAAAUCUGAGAUCACUGAAUUGAGACGGAAUGUUCAAGGUCUGGAGAUAGAACUACAGUCCCAACUGGCCCUGAAACAAUCGCUGGAAGCCUCCUUGGCAGAAACAGAAGGUCGCUACUGUGUGCAGCUCUCACAGAUUCAGGCCCAGAUCUCUUCUCUGGAAGAACAGUUGCAACAGAUUAGAGCCGAAACCGAGUGUCAGAAUUCUGAGUAUCAGCAUCUCCUGGACAUUAAGAUCCGACUGGAGAACGAGAUUCAAACCUAUCGCAGCCUGCUAGAAGGAGAAGGAAGUUCCGGAGGCGGAUCCCGCGGCGGCGGACGCGGCGGCAGCUACAGCGGCGGAAGUUCCGGUCACGGCGGCGGCUACGGCGGCGGAAGUUCCGGUCACGGCGGCGGCUACGGCGGCGGAAGUUCCGGUCACGGCGGCAGCUACGGCGGCGGCAGCUCCAGUGGCGGCGGUGGCGGCAGCUACGGCGGCGGCAGCUCUAGUGGCGGUGGCGGCAGCUACGGCGGUGGUAGUUCCAGCGGCGGCGGCGGCAGCUCCAGUGGCGGCGGUGGCGGCAGCUACGGCGGCGGCAGCUCCAGCGGCGGUGGCGGCAGCUACGGCGGCGGCAGUUCCGGCGGCGGCUACGGCGGCGGCAGUGGCUCCACCGGCGGCAACGAGUCUUCUAAGGGACCCAGGUCAGCAGAAACUAGCUGGGAUACUAACAAAACCAGAGUAAUCAAGACUAUUAUUGAAGAGGUGGCACCCGAUGGUAGAGUUCUUUCAUCUAUGGUUGAAUCAGAAACUAAGAAACACUACUAUUAAGCUGCAUAAAGAGAAAAGAGUCUCCCUUCACAUGGGGAGUCUCCAAGCAGGAAGACACCUCAGUCUUAAUGGCCUGUAGGAACAGGUUCUGUCCUUGAAAAUAAGGUGUCUAAAAGGUGUUUUGUGGUUUCAGUAUUUCUUCUUCUCACUUUACCAUGAAGUGUUCUUUAAUGCAAAAAAAAUACAAAAAAACCUUUCUGUGUUCAUGACUAAUGGAUUUCAAUAAACUUUCUUACUGAUGCAA